GCAGUGUAAUGACAGGGGAAGGCUAUCCUAGUGGGAUGUCACCAAUGUAAUGAGGUGUGGUGAGUCGCGUUCCUCCUUGUUGGUACUGUUUUUUGUUCUUGAGUGUAGAGUUAAAGUUGCCGCAGGUUCUAUAUUUAUUAACACAGGAAUACUCCCGCUAGAGUACAGUGGACACGCUUGGCAGAGACGUCCAAGCAGGAGCGACUUGCCAAGCCCGCGAGGGUGAGCGGUCUUUGUGAGCUUGAGGUGUUGACCGAGGCAAGGCUGAGGGCAGAGUGACCUCGGCUCUGAGUUUUUGAGUCCACAGUUCAAGCCAAGUCGUCCCUUCAGAGAAAUGAGCAGCACUGGAAACCUUCGGCCGCUUCCCUUCACCGUAGAUCGAGUGUCAGAUAAAGAGGUCUCUCGGUUACGCUCCUGGGGAUUCAGUGGUCAUGCAGAGAUCGUGCGGACUAACCCAUCCCGUGUUAACCUCCCGCCUGCGUACUCGCACUUGGCUCAUGCCUACUACAACUUCGAAUUCCGUCCGGACGACCUUGUGCUCGUGACGUACCCCAGGAGCGGGACGACCUGGACGUCGGAGAUCCUGUGGGCCAUGAGGAACGUCGGUCUUCUGGAACAGGCCGAGGAAAUCACGAGUGGCGACCGCACGACGUUCAUUGAUAUGGAUUUUCUGAUGCCUUCCCGUGCUGACGAUGACAAUCCUAAGGUAAAGGAAUUCCUCUCACUUUUCCCCGAAGGCCGCGUGGAAGAUGGGGUCGUCCUGCAAAUGACAAAAUGGCAUAAGGGUCCUCGGAUCAUUAAGACGCACUUGCAGAUCGACCUUCUCAACCCCGACCUUCUCGAUACGUGCAAGACGGUGUACGUCGCCCGCAACCCCAAGGAUGUGUGCGUGUCUCUUUUCCACCACGGCAAGAUCAGCAAAAUGGACCCUUUCGAAAGCGAGUUCCCCGACUAUGCUGAAGCCUUCAUGGCCGACCAGGUGCUGUUCGGCCCUUACUGGGACCACAUUAAGCAGGCCUGGAAGCGGAAGAACCACGCCAACCUCCACUUCAUGUUCUAUGAAGACAUGAAACUUGACAUCCUUGGCGAGCUUACGAAACUGGCCCGGUUCCUGCAGCUGGACUUCACCGAGGAGCAGCUGAAGGCCAUCUCGGAUCACGCGAGUUUCGGGCGCAUGAAGUCCCGGCACGAGCGAGGCGCCUCCGGCCACAACCACACCCCCGGCUUCUUCCGCAAAGGCCAGACCGGAGACUGGGGCAACGCGGCGUCCGGGGAGCUCACGGCUGCCAUGGACCGCUGGAUCGCUCACAAUUCGCAGGACACUGAUAUUGUGUUCAAAUAUAAGUGAUAUGUGUGUAUAUACGCGCACACACACAUAUGUAGUGUGUGUGUGUGUGUGUGUGUGUGUGUGUGUGUGUGUGUGUGUGUGUGUGUGUGUGUGUGUGUGCGCGCGCGCGUGCGUGCGUGCGUGCGUGCGUGCAUGUGUGGGGGGGAGGGGGUGUCAGCAUAAAAAACAUUUUUGAAAUAUAUAGGUAUCAGUGUAAAAAUGUACAACAUGCAAAACAUGUGUUGUCAUAUAUAGAUAUAGCGUCUAUAAAAUUACUGUUGAUGUUAACCCAAAUAUUUUCUGAUAUUAACAACAUUGCCAUUUAUUCAUUUUCUUUGUUUAUGCCAUCCAUUUUCUAUGCCUUAACUUCCUCUGGGAGUCGUUCUGUCCCGCAAGUGUUCCUCGAAGAGAUUUGGGUCUAUUUGAGUUGGUAUAAAAAAAAAAUAUAUGUUUACGCAUGUUA
Molecule: messenger RNA, 1790 nt
Organism: Penaeus monodon (black tiger shrimp)
Lineage: Eukaryota; Metazoa; Arthropoda; Malacostraca; Decapoda; Penaeidae
Product: sulfotransferase family cytosolic 1B member 1-like
Exons: 6
Coding region: 335-1348 (337 amino acids)
Biological process (GO): sulfation
Cellular component (GO): cytoplasm
Molecular function (GO): sulfotransferase activity
Source: RefSeq, a predicted model, not a curated record